Melitaea cinxia (Glanville fritillary) is the source of this 1248-nucleotide messenger RNA. It is a transcript of the gene DCP2, whose product is annotated as m7GpppN-mRNA hydrolase. Lineage: Eukaryota; Metazoa; Arthropoda; Insecta; Lepidoptera; Nymphalidae. The transcript has 4 exons. Gene Ontology annotation, cellular component: P-body; cytoplasm. Gene Ontology annotation, biological process: nuclear-transcribed mRNA catabolic process, nonsense-mediated decay; deadenylation-dependent decapping of nuclear-transcribed mRNA. The record is from RefSeq and is a predicted model, not a curated record. Bases 17 to 1144 code for a protein of 375 amino acids. Gene Ontology annotation, molecular function: manganese ion binding; 5'-(N(7)-methylguanosine 5'-triphospho)-[mRNA] hydrolase activity; RNA binding.
AAUAAAAGAGAUUAAAAUGGCUGCAGCAGAUAAUUGUCGUCAAAGUAAACACUCAAUUCCCAUUGAUAUAUUGGAUGACCUAUGCAGCCGAUUUAUUAUCAACCUGCCUCCAGAAGAUAGAAGUAACCUGGUUCGAAUAUGCUUUCAAAUAGAGCUUGCGCACUGGUUCUAUUUGGAUUACUAUUGUGGUACGGAUGAGAGCACAAGACUGAAUCCAUGUGGUAUACGGGAAUUUGCAGCACAUAUUUUUCAGCAUGUCCCACAACUACGAGAACACAUAAGCAACCUCGAUGAGGUCCUUGACAACUGGCGUGAGUACAAACUAAUGGUACCGACCUACGGAGCUAUACUCCUUGACACCGAGUUGUCUCAUGUACUGUUAGUGCAGUCCUACUGGGCUAAGGCCUCCUGGGGCUUCCCUAAAGGCAAGGUCAAUGAAGAUGAGGAGCCCUGGAAGUGUGCUGCUAGAGAGGUACUAGAGGAAACCGGAUUCGACAUAACCAAUCUUAUCAACAAACAAGAGUAUAUUGAAGUUACGUUCCAUGAUCAGACCGCACGUUUGUAUAUUAUCUGUAACAUACCGCGCGACACAAAGUUUCAGCCGCAAACUAGAUGCGAAAUAAAGGCUUGCGAAUGGUUCCCUAUAUCUGAUCUACCAGCUAGUAGAAAAGACAUGACUCCCAAACUCAAAAUGGGUGUCAGCCCUAACUCCUUUUUCAUGGUGCAGCCAUUUGUUAAGAGGCUGAGACGGUGGGUCGCAGAGAGGAAUCACAAAGUAUUUCGAAGAACCAGGCACAAAUCUCUAGGUGACAUCGAUUCAUGCAGAAAGAACAAGACAAUUUCCCAAGGAUUACAAAACGAGAUACAGGAGUUUCAGACGACCGGGCACAAGUAUAAAAAUAAUCACGGCAACCAUUCGAACCCGAAGGCAAUUAACAACGGAAAUAGUAAUAGAAAAGGCGGAAAAACGUCUAAACGUCAAUUGUUUACGCCACAAAAUACUCAUACUAAUGAUUUUUCUCCCGUCCAAAAAGAGAACACUCCGCCUCAAGAGGUGGAAGAGAGUUCGUAUUUGAACUUUGUGGCGCCAUCUUGGGCUAAUUUCAAAUUUGAUAGACGCGCCAUCUUUGAUUCUAUGACUUGAAAAUUAAAUAUCAACACGGGCUGAUCUCAUUUUUUCUAACGCCCUGUUGAUUCUUUUAUAAACUUAAUCUUAACAUUAUUGAAAAUAUAAUUUUUUGACGUAUA